Molecule: messenger RNA, 1470 nt
Organism: Penicillium atrosanguineum
Lineage: Eukaryota; Fungi; Ascomycota; Eurotiomycetes; Eurotiales; Aspergillaceae
Product: peroxisomal membrane protein
Exons: 1
Coding region: 1-1470 (489 amino acids)
Cellular component (GO): endoplasmic reticulum
Molecular function (GO): oxidoreductase activity; heme binding
Source: RefSeq, a predicted model, not a curated record
AUGGCAUCCCUGGGAGAAUACACUUCCGAGGAAGUUGCAGAACACAAGACCAAGAGUGACUUGUGGAUCGUCGUGCAUGGAAAAGGUAAGUUCAAGGAACUGAAGAUCGAUUCAAAACAAGAAAUUUACAAAUAUGCCACAGUCUAUAACGUCACCGAAUACGUUCGCGAUCACCCCGGUGGAGCAGAUGUGCUUCGCGAUGUCGCUGGAACAGAUGCAACGGAGGCAUACGAAGACGUCGGUCACUCCGAAGAUGCCGAUGAGAUCCUGAAGACAUACAUGAUCGGUACGGUGAAGGGUGCUCGCGAGUUAACACGAUCCAAGACUGUUCGUGUGAUUCAGCAAGGGCCACAACAGGAAAUGUCAAGCAAACCCUCGAACACGCCUACUAUCGGCAUCUCGAUGGCCGCAGGCUCGAUCGGGGGAUUGGCGGUGCUGGUCUAUUUAUACGCACAAGGACAUGUAUCCUUGGACAAAUUGUGUUCGAAGUUGUCGCAGCUCGCGCCAACUUGGGCACACGCCCUCCCAGUUCCAAGAUUGAGCAUUGCUCGAGGCGGAUUUUUGAAUGGACUCCUCUCCAGUAGCGCAGUCUUCGCGACUGUAGGGAGCAUUUUCGGUACCAAGUUGUCCCAAUUCACUCAGAUCCAGUCCGGCUUCACUCGAUACCCGGCGCACGUCAAGGCCAAGAGAAUGCCUGAGAUCAACCGACAUGAGUUGAAGGGAUUUCUCGAGCCCAAGGACUUCAAGGAGCUCCCAUUGGUGACCAAAACACAACUCUCGCCUAACGUCUACCGCUUCACUUUCCAACUCCCUGGCCCGCGAGAUGUUAUUGGCCUUCCAAUCGGACAACACGUUGCCAUAAAGGCAACCGUCAAUGAACAGUCCGUUUCACGGUCCUAUACGCCGACCUCGAACAACUUGGACCUUGGUGUCCUUGAGUUGGUGAUCAAGUGCUAUCCGGAUGGUCUUCUCACUGGUCAAUAUCUCGCAAACCUAAAUGUGGGCGACAAGGUUCUCUUCAGAGGACCGAAAGGCUCGAUGAAAUACCGGCGCGGUCUCUGUCGACGCAUUGGCAUGAUUGCUGGUGGAACUGGCAUUACUCCUAUGUUCCAGCUCAUUCGCGCUAUCUGCGAAGACGAACGUGAUACUACGGAGAUCAGUCUCAUCUAUGCCAAUCGUUCCGAAGAGGAUAUUCUCUUGCGAGAGGAGCUGGAAACUUUUGCACGCAAGUACAAAAAUUUGAAGAUCUGGUACAUGCUCGACCAGCCUUCUCAGGAUUGGGCUUACGGAAAGGGCUAUGUUACGCCUAAGGUCAUGAGCGAAAGACUGCCGAGUCCAGCUUUGGAUACCAAAAUCAUGCUCUGCGGGCCACCAGGGAUGAUUAACGCCUCGAAGAAGGCUUUGGUGAAUCUUGGAUUCGAAGCCCCUGGCGCGGUUACAAAGAUGACGGAUCAAAUCUUUACCUUCUGA